Messenger RNA from Symbiodinium sp. CCMP2592, 1527 nucleotides. NCBI's taxonomy places the organism in Eukaryota, Dinophyceae, Suessiales, Symbiodiniaceae. The record is from the annotation of a GenBank genome assembly.
AUGCGCAAUGCCGUGCUUCUGGCUUUCGUUUGCCGGAUCUAUGUUUUGUCGUCCGACCCUGCAGGAUUUUCUGGUUUGAGACCAGGUGUCCGGGCACGAAUCCGACGGACUGCACGGCGAAAUUGGGAUGAAGAUGCAGACGAGCUGCUUGGACUCACAGAGAAGACGAAAGAGAAUCCUUUCGACAUCCUACGAUUGUCCCGAAGUUCGGAGCAGGCUUCGGUUCGCCCCGCCUUCCGGAAGUUGGCCGCCGUCCUUCAUCCCGACGUCCCAGGGACCGGUGAUGCUGCUUCAUUUCGCAAGCUGCUCUGGGCAUACAGGGAGCUGUCCUCGCCUGACUGGCGUCGUUGGGCUCGGCAGCGUGCUCCGGACGUCAGCGAGGUCAGGCUUCCAGGCAUUGAUCUAGAGGACCUCUUCCAGGCACCUGGUGCGCAUCGCUGCCCGGAGUGCUUAGGCACAGCGCCAAUCGGUGCCAACAUGGCGCCAGUGGACGAGGAGGAAGCGAAGAUGUGGCAGGCCGUGGCCUUCCGAGGUGCCGUAGACAAAGGCGAUCUGGAGGAGGUCAACGAGAUGUUGGAGAACGGGUCCAAUCCUAAUUACAAGAUGCCCGAUGGCUCCAACUGGACUGUCCUUAUGCUCGCAUCGAAUGGGGGUCACGAGGAGCUCGUGCAAAAGUUUACAAAAGGAGGCAAAGGAGUCAGCGAUAAAGAUCCGCAAGGCUUCCAGGCCAUCAUGCUUGCCGCGAUCAAAGGCCACGGCAACGUGUGCCGGUCACUCCUCGAGAAAAAGGCAGAUGCGAACGCUUGCAACGAGGACGGUGAGACUCCGCUUAUGAUGGCGGCAGCCAUGGGCCAUCAGGACCUGGUAAGGCUUCUGCUGGACGCGGGAGCGGACGCAAAUUGCCAAGACAAGAAUUCCAUGAGUGCGCUGAAGAAGGCAAGCCGCUGGGGCCAUGUGGGCUGUCUCAAAACCCUGCUGGCUGAGCUGCCGAAUUUGGAUCUGAGAGAGAUGAAGCAUUGCCUACUCUUCGGCAAGCUCUACGGACACCCGGAGGUUGUGGCCGAGAUCCAGAAAGUCUUGGAGCCACCUGAGGAGGACGAUGCUGUGGACGCCGGACCCGAGCUGGAUGACUGGGAGGAGAUGUUCAGAAGGAGGCAGGCGGAGAAGGAGAAGAAGGAGAAGAAGGAGCAGCAGACCCAGACCAACUUGGUAAAACGUAUCCUGGAGGGCAGCUACGAGGAGAAAGGGAGGAACCACGGCCGGCCGGUUUUCCGGAAGUCAUUGGGGCAAGGUGAGAGCGUUGCCAUCUACUACUGGGACGAGAAAGACGGCGCUGAUUGUGAUGGUUGGUGGAUUGGUGCUGAAGUGGGUGGUGACAUGGUUUUUGCUUUCAACGUCAACCAGGCUUCUAUGCUCCCACCCAGAAGUGGAUGGAGGUUUCCGCUUCGGGGUCCUGUCGAUCGCUCCCUUUGCAUCCUGCCAGGGCCGGACGGGACCGUGCAGAUCCAGUUCGGAGACACCUCCUGA